CUUCCCAUCCCCCAGGAAUAUAUAAAGAGCCCCAACCUCAGCCACUGACCGACCCUGGCCAACAGGCAUCUGUCCUUGUUAAUUACAGAGAGACAGUCUCAAACUCCAGGAGCUCCGCCUGGAUUUGCUGGCCUGCAGCAGCCAGAGACUGGCGUGUCUCCCUCUCUGCUGAAUCCAGGUAUUCCCACCUGCUUCUCUGAAGGAUGGACAUGACGGACGGCUGCCAGUUCUCCCCUUCUGAGUACUUCUAUGAAGGCUCCUGUAUCCCCUCACCAGAGGAUGAGUUUGGGGACCAGUUUGAGCCAAGAGUAACAGCCUUCGGAGCACACAAAGCUGAGCUGCAGGGCUCAGACGAUGAGGAGCACGUGCGUGCACCUACUGGCCACCACCAGGCUGGCCACUGCCUCAUGUGGGCCUGCAAAGCUUGCAAGAGGAAGUCCACUACCAUGGAUCGGCGCAAGGCCGCCACCAUGCGCGAGCGUAGACGCCUGAAGAAGGUCAACCAAGCUUUCGAGACGCUCAAGAGGUGCACCACCACCAACCCUAACCAGAGACUCCCCAAGGUAGAGAUUCUCAGGAAUGCCAUCCGCUACAUUGAGAGCCUCCAGGAGCUGCUGAGGGAACAGGUGGAGAACUAUUACAGCCUGCCGGGACAGAGCUGCUCUGAGCCCACCAGCCCCACCUCCAACUGCUCUGAUGGCAUGCCUGAAUGUAACAGCCCUGUCUGGUCCCGAAAGAACAGCAGCUUUGACAGCAUCUACUGUCCUGAUGUAACAAAUGCAUGUGCUGCAGAUAAAAGCUCCUUGUCCAGCUUGGAUUGCUUGUCCAGCAUCGUGGAUCGGAUCACAUCUACAGAGCCAUCCGAGUUGGCUCUUCAGGACACAGCUUCCCUCUCUCCAGCGGCCAGCACCAACUCACAGCCUGCUACCCCAGGGUCCUCCAGCUCCAGACUUAUCUAUCACGUAUUAUGAACUCUCGAGGGCGUCCUACAUGGAGGAAAAGAAGCCCCGCGUCUGAAGGAAAGACAAGCUGUGCAGAAUACGUGCUUUUCGGUUGUAAAUACUGUCUUGCCACUUUAUGAGAAAAUGGAUUUAACUGAAAGUCACAUUUGCAAUAAUGGUUUCCCCUCUGCCUGUUCUUCUUGCUUUCGUUUUUUUUUUUUUUUUUUUUAUUUUUUUUUUUUUUUUAGCUUCCGAUUGCUUUAGAUACAUGAUUCCAGUACUAUUUUUCUGAUGGAGGCAAUUAAUUGGCAGUUACUUAGAAUAAUUCUUAACUUAUACAUAUAUAUUGUAAAUAUUGCACAUCAAAAUAACUUUGGUAUUUAGAGCUCUAUAUUUUUCUUCAAAAUAACAUUUUAAUAGCUUGGAAUCCAUUACAGGGAAUUAAAAAUAUAUUUAACGUUUGCUUUUCUCUUUAAUCUUUUGUUAAUAGUGUAUCAUCAAAUGAAAAUGUGCCUAAUGAUAUAUACUUUCUUAUAAUCUUUUAAUCUUAUAAUCAUAUCUUUUUAUAAGAAAUAUUUCUUUCAAUGUAAGCUAUAAAUAAUACAUUGAGGGCAAUUUCAAACUAUAAAAAAUUUGUAAAUUUCCCCAUAAAUAACAUUGAAAUAACUAAUUUGUUUCUUGGCCUCUAAAAAUAACAUCCCCAACAAAAUUAGCAAAUCAUGAACAUGAAACAUUUAAGAAUGGGUUAAAUAUGAUCACACAGUUAGCCUUGUAGAUAUGUAUUGAAAUAAUUUAUGAAUUUCUUUUAAAUUUGUUGAUGUGACUUAUAAAAAUAUCACAUUUUCAUUGUAAGCAUAUUUCAAGAAUGCCUGGUAAAUGAAGCCCCCUUUUCUUUGUUGUUAUUUCAUACAAUGUCCAGUUGUAUAUAAAAAAAGGAUUGUAAAAUUUUGCAGGAUAAUAUCAUUUGUUUAAGCACAAAAGCUUAAAAAGUAUAUGUCAUUUCACUAUAUACAGUACUUUGUCAAUCAUGAGCCAGGUUUUAUUAACUAUUUGUAUAUGCCUUAAAAUAACUUGAUAAAUAAAUGUACUAUUAUUAUCAAUAAAAUAUUUAAAGGAG
Mus caroli (Ryukyu mouse) is the source of this 2058-nucleotide messenger RNA. It is a transcript of the gene Myf5, whose product is annotated as myogenic factor 5. Gene Ontology annotation, biological process: positive regulation of skeletal muscle fiber development; muscle organ development; regulation of transcription by RNA polymerase II. The record is from RefSeq and is a predicted model, not a curated record. Lineage: Eukaryota; Metazoa; Chordata; Mammalia; Rodentia; Muridae. Gene Ontology annotation, molecular function: DNA-binding transcription factor activity, RNA polymerase II-specific; protein dimerization activity; RNA polymerase II cis-regulatory region sequence-specific DNA binding.